Molecule: messenger RNA, 1158 nt
Organism: Lolium perenne
Lineage: Eukaryota; Viridiplantae; Streptophyta; Magnoliopsida; Poales; Poaceae
Product: expansin-B2-like
Biological process (GO): sexual reproduction
Cellular component (GO): extracellular region
Source: RefSeq, a predicted model, not a curated record
AGGAGUGGUACCACUCCAGCAAGUCUAAGGAGGUUCAUAGAAACCGUAGUGCCAAUAUGGCCGGUGUCACCACCAACACCGUCGCCCUUGUGGCACUCCUCUCCAUGCUCGUCACGUCCGUCCGUUCCGGCACCACCUACAGCUCCACCUGGCUCCCCGCCAAGGCCACCUGGUACGGCAAGCCCAACGGCGCCGGCCCCGACAACGGCGGUGGUGCUUGUAACUUCAAGAACAGCCAGAAGGCACCAUUCUUCUCCAUGACGUCCUGCGGCAACCAGGCUUUAUUCAAGGACGGCGCCGGCUGCGGCGCCUGCUACCAGAUAAAAUGCAACAAGAAUAACUACCCCGAGUGCUCCAACGUGGCGAAGACGGUCGUCAUCACCGAUAUAAACGACGGCCCCAUGGCCAAGUACCACUUCGACCUCAGCGGCACGGCGUUCGGUGCCAUGGCGCUUCCAGGCCGGAACGCCCAGCUCCGCCGCGCCGGCAAGAUCAGCAUCCAGUUCAGGAGGGUGCCCUGCAACUGGCCGGGCGUGAAGAUCACCUUCUAUAUCCUCAAGGGUGCCAACCCAUACUACUUCCCGGUGAUGCCAGAACACCUCAACGGAGACGGGACCGUGGUCAAGAUGGAAGUCAUGCGGUCCAAAGACGGCCGCCCCACCAAGAUCUGGGAACCCAUGUACCGCUCCGUGGGCGCCGUCUGGAGGCGCGACUCCGGCAACCCGCUCAAGGGGCCAUUGUCCUUGCGCAUCACCAGCGAUUCCGGAAAGAAGCUCAUCGCCAACAAUGUUAUCCCGGCUGGAUGGAAGGGCGGCAACGGAUACACGUCCAAAGUUCAGUUCUAUUGAUUGGCUUACCUACUUCAGUUCUCCGAUCGAGGCCGACUUCAUCAUCUCAGUGUCAGGUGAUCGGCCCUCAUUAACAAUAUGUAUCGAAGGAUUUUUUUUGUGGAGAAUUGGAUCCAUGGAUUUUAAGUUACCAGGUAGCACCUCCACUCGUGCUGAUUUGGCCCUAACUGUGUGUGUCUUCAAGAAAGGAUCCGUACGUGUGCGCCUGAACUCGUGUUUGUGUUAUAUGUUUCUUUCCGAAAUGUGCCUUUUGCUGAGCAUUGUAUCCAAUCAUUUCAUUCUACAAGGAGCGGUGUAAACAUUCAUAAUA